AAAAAAAAAAAAAAAAAAAAAGUCACAACAAGCUAAGGUCUAUAUUGUCAUUUAUACAGUUUAUCAUCAUGUUCAUAAAUUAGCUGUUGAAGUACAAAAAGGUUUAGAUUCAACUGGUGUAGCUACAAAAAUGUUCCAAGUACAAGAAACGUUACCUGAAAGUAUAUUAAAAAAGAUAAAUGCACCUCCAAAGCCUGAUUUGCCUAUUAUUAAACCUGAACAAUUAACUGAGGCUGAUGGUAUUAUUUUUGGAUUCCCUACAAGAUUUGGUUCAAUGCCUAGUCAAGUGAAAGGAUUAUUGGAUGCCACAGGUGCUCAAUAUGCUAAGGGGGCUCUGAACGGAAAAUUCGCUGGGACUUUUUUUAGUACUGGAUCUCAGCAUGGUGGACAAGAAACAACUGCAUUAACAACAAUUCCUUAUUUUGUUCAUCAAGGCAUGACUUAUGUCCCUUUAGGUUAUCCUCCUGCAUUAUCAGACAAGUUAAAUAAUGUGUCUGAAGUGAUAGGUGGUUCUCCCUAUGGAGCUGGUACAAUUGCCUCUAAUGAUGGCUCUAGAAAUGUGUCCCAAAAGGAAUUGGAUAUUGCUCACUAUCAAGGCAAAAGUUUUGGUGAAAUCAUACGUGCUUAUGUUAAAGGAAGAAAUGUGUUUAACAAAAUAGAAGAACAAUAAAAAAAAAAAAAAAAA
This is a messenger RNA of Cokeromyces recurvatus, 685 nucleotides long. RefSeq names its product flavoprotein-like protein. The transcript has 5 exons. NCBI's taxonomy places the organism in Eukaryota, Fungi, Mucoromycota, Mucoromycetes, Mucorales, Mucoraceae. The record is from RefSeq and is a predicted model, not a curated record. The coding region runs from base 131 to 670 and encodes 179 amino acids. Gene Ontology annotation, molecular function: NAD(P)H dehydrogenase (quinone) activity; FMN binding.